Molecule: messenger RNA, 432 nt
Organism: Micromonas commoda
Lineage: Eukaryota; Viridiplantae; Chlorophyta; Mamiellophyceae; Mamiellales; Mamiellaceae
Exons: 1
Coding region: 1-432 (143 amino acids)
Biological process (GO): protein ubiquitination
Molecular function (GO): ubiquitin-protein transferase activity
Source: RefSeq, a predicted model, not a curated record
AUGGCUCCAAUGAAGAUGUCUAAAGGUGCUGUGAAGGCCGUCAAGAAGUUCGCUGAAAAUGUCAUUGAUGAAGAGCGUCUCAAACAUGUCACUUGUCCUAUCGGCUACGAUCUGUUUAAAGAUCCCGUGUUUUGUUGUGGCGACGGUAUAACAUAUGAACGCGAACACAUUGAACGAUGGUUUGAGACACACGACACAUCACCACUGACGGGAGCAAAGUUGGCAUCACUUGAUCUUGCUCCAAACUUUGCAAUGAGAGCUCAAGCGGACGCGAUGCGUAAGCGAAGCGAUGACCAACCAGGGGAACGAUCAAACGAGGUUAUAAAAAGUUCUACAGACCCCAUUAUUUUUCGGCUUCAAGAAAAGAUUAGGGAACUGGACGCAAGGCUUGAUACGAAGGUAAUUUUUAGUAAGCACGCAGUAAAUAAAUAA